Messenger RNA from Chaetomium fimeti, 960 nucleotides. RefSeq lists its product as uncharacterized. The transcript has a single exon. The record is from RefSeq and is a predicted model, not a curated record. Lineage: Eukaryota; Fungi; Ascomycota; Sordariomycetes; Sordariales; Chaetomiaceae. Gene Ontology annotation, biological process: mRNA stabilization; mitochondrial gene expression. Bases 1 to 960 code for a protein of 319 amino acids. Gene Ontology annotation, cellular component: mitochondrion.
AUGGCACCCGCUUCCAUUCUGCGGGUCGCCCGCUGUCCGGCCUGCAGUUUGUCUGCCCUGCGUCCAUUCAUUAGCAGCUUUGCAGGAUCCCACGCCCGCGUGUCAGUGGCGACCUCGAGAAGCCAUUUCCUUGCUCCAAGAACGGCCGCGACGUUCUCAACUUUCCGGCCCACACCACGUCGUCUAGGGGGUCCCUCGAUUAUAGAGGAAGCAGUCGACGAGGGGCGUAGCAACGACGAGCCGAAGCCAAACGACACCCCGUCUUCAGAGUCCAGUGGCUCCGACGAACCGUGGUAUUUACAGGUCGAGCCGCCGAGACACCCGACCCUCGUCCACGAACCGUCGCCGUUGCCCGACAUACCCGACGAUUCACCCAAGAUUAUGGAACCACUACUCAAGUUUGUGGCGGACGAACUAGGCUUGGACGACUUGUCGCUGCUCGACCUGCGGGAGAUGGACCCCCCUCCGGCGCUGGGCCCGAACCUGAUGAUGCUCUUUGGGACGUCCCGCAGUGAGCGCCAUCUCCACGUUUCGGCAGACCGUAUGGUUCGGUGGCUGCGCGGCCGCGGCAUCCUGGCCAAGGCCGAUGGGCUUCUUGGGCGGAACGAGCUGAAGAUCAAGCUGAGGCGCCUUGCGCGCAAGGCGAAGAUGCUUGGAAACUCGGGGGUCAUGCGCGGUGGCGACGAUGGUAUUAGCACGGGGUGGGUUUGCGUCAACCUCGGCAUUGUGGGGGGAUCAACCCAGGAGGUUGAGAUGUUCGACGCGGAGGGCAGGUCGACGGGUUUCGGUGUACCACAGACGGGCACUAGCAUCGUCAUUCAGAUGCUCACCGAGUCGAGGAGGAAAGACUUGGACUUGGAGGGGUUGUGGGGCGGCAUGCUGCAGAGGAGCCUGGAGAAAGCACAUGGGCUGCCGGCCCUUGGCGCCCGUAGAACAACCCCUUUGAGCUUGGCAACCUGA